CGUCAAAACAAAGCGGGGGCGAGCCAGUGAGCGAGCGAGCGGCUGCGCGUGCCUCAUGAAUGAGUCCCCCUCCAAAACACCAAAGCACAGCAGGUCGGACCCUUCAUCCGCCUGCACCCUGAUGCCCGUGUGGGUGCGCAGACCGGCGGGGAACAGUGGAGGAGCCUGCCGCUGAGCCCGGACAGUAAACACUUGGUGUUAGUGCUACAUGACCGUUUCAUCCCGUCGGGAACAACACGACAGGAUAAAGGCACGAUGCUUGAUGGACUCAGGCGGAGGCACGCCUCCCGGCCCUCCUCACGACCCCUGUCGCUCAACUUCAGCACCUUCUCUGCCCCUCCCCCGAGCCCAGACAUGGAAAGCAGCAGUGAGCAUCCAAUCAGGAGGACUCUGCACCGGCUGAAGUUGAUGAGCUCUCCCAGCCUCAGCGAGCUGGGGAAAAGCGAGAAAAGUUCACCAGAGGACAGAGGAGAGAAGCAGAAGAGGGCAGGAGCCAACGCCACCUGGAACAGCAUCCACAACGCUGUCAUCGCAGUCUUCCAGAAGAAGGGUUUGGCAGAUAAUGAACUCUACGUCCUCAACGAAGGUGUCCGGCAUCUGUUAAAGACUGAGCUGGGGUUUUUCUUCACAGAAUAUCUUCAGAACCAGUUGCUUACAAAAGGCAUGGUCAUUCUUCGAGAUAAAAUAAGGUUCUACGAAGGUCAGAAGUUACUCGACUCUCUGGCAGAGACCUGGGACUUCUUCUUCUGUGAUGUUCUCUCGAUGCUGCAGGCAAUCUUCCAUCCGGUUCAGGGUAAGGAGCCCUCUGUGCGACAGCUGGCUCUGCUUUACUUCAGAAACACCAUAGUUCUGAGCGUAAAGUUAGAGGACGCCCUGUCUCGACCUCGUGCCCGCGUGCCCCCGUCUGUUACACAGAUGCUGCUUAUUCUACAGGGGGUCCAUGAGUCACGAGGUGUUAAUGAGGACUACCUGAGGCUCGAGUCCCUGAUUCAGAAGGUGGUCUCCCCCUACCUGGGCACACACGGGCUUUACUCAGGGGAUGGUGCUGAGGACCAUUGCUGUGUUUUGGAGAAGCGUUUGCCGUGGGGCUGGUCCAAGUCUACGGAUCAACCGUCUAAAAACCCUGUGGUACGAUCGAAAAGCUACAAUAUCCCUCUGCUGCUGACCCCUGUGGCUGAAUAUGACCCAGAUGCCAGCUCUGUUGGCAGUGGGGGAAUUCGGCGCCACUCGGCCUGUGAAAUUAUAACAUGCCUGGAGGAACAAGGACUGGCCUACGCUGACUUGGCCUCAUCUGAACUGUCUGGCCCCGCCUCAAACAGGCUGUGUGUGGGCUCUCAGUUCAAUGGUAUUGUACAAGCGGGAGCGAGUGCCAUGGACUUGCCUCUUUCGUCUCCCUGUAUCCUUCCACUUCAUUCCUCAGGAGCUCUGCACGGCACUGAGGCUACAACAACAAUGACUGAUCUAAGUAAGGGUGCAUCCUCCACGCCGCCCAGUGAAUCAUCCAGCCCUGAAACCAUUAUUGGACAAGUGCUAGAGUCGGCAGACUCCGACUCAGAUGGGAUAUUUAUUGAUUUCCCACCUCACUCCUCAGAGGCUAUGGGGUACUGCCGCGAGAGCAGGCAAAGCACUGUGUAGCUGUGGUUGCCUCUAGGAACACACACACACACACACACCUUUUCAAAGUGUACGUUGAAAAUAUGUGGGACAGAUUUAAGAUCAAACUACAUUUCAUUAAGAUGGUACCAUCUUCCUUUGUUACGAAUCAAUUCCAACUGCUUUCACUGGUGAGUAAAAACCUCACGACUUUAACAUGUCUAUUUUAUUUUGAAGACACGGUAGCUGUGACUUUAUCCAAGCUUUUUAUCUUGAGCUUUCAACUAGUUUCAUAAACCCAAAUAAAUCAGAUUAAGGCAGAAGUCUGGUGAUAUUCUAUAUUUUUCUUAUAGAGAACAAAUUCCAUGAAAAGAUCAAAGUCAAUGAUCAAUUGAUCCCUGUAAGUUAGCUUCUGUAGCCAAAGCCUGAUUUAUUUUCAUCUACUGCCAAAGACCUCAAUUUUGUCCAAAAACUACUAAAACACAUUAAUGAGCCACAUAGUUGCACUAACAUGUUUCUUCUUUUGGAUGAACAUGGGCACUGUAGUUUAUUUUUGACUCAAUCCCACAUACACAUUGCUUGUACUGUAAAUACUCAAUAGAUCAACAAAUGUAUAUUAAUCUGUGGCUGGAUAUAGUCCCCAGCAAAUGCAAUAUUUACUCCUCUUUAAGUAACUUAUGUUAAAAACUACGGUGCUCAGCUCUUUAAUGGACUUAUUUAUCUUGCAUUUUCAACUAGAUUAUUGUGACCCAUUUUAAAGAUGUAUAUCUUUAGUGUAAACAAAUGGGUUUGGAGCUGACACAUGCUGGGGAAGUCAGAAAGUAUUGAGAGAUGGAGUAACACAUUGAUGUUUUUGGUCUUUUCAUGAGAUUUGUUGACAAUAUCAAAAAUAUACACUAUACAUGAUAUUAACCCCUUCUUUCAACUGGGGUUAAAAUCCCCAAAACUGGAGUGAUGAGGUUUUCAAACAGCGUUAGUUUCAUACCUCUACUGGAAAUGGCUACGGAAGAAAUGGCUCUUAAACCCACCUUUUCAUGGAAAAGUGACAGAAAGUUCACCUAUUUAUCAUGGAUUUUUUUGUAUUUGUGUAUUUUGAAUCUUGCAACUGUUUACGCUUCGUUGUCUGCCCUUUUGGCAGUAACACAGUUAUGAGGUCUUCUGCUCUCUCUUUUGUACGACAUCUUAUGAAAAUGUGGACUGUUGAAUUGUUUUCAUUGUCAGCGGCGGCUAUAGAGGUCUAAUGCAAACUUUACUUCUUAGAGCAAACUUCAGUGUGACAGCCUUUGCUUUUCUGUAUUAGCUCUGUACAGCAGGACUUUAAGGAAUGACAAUGUUUAUUGUUUACAUUUGAUAAAGACAUGAACAUUUUGACUGAA
This is a messenger RNA of Etheostoma spectabile (orangethroat darter), 2969 nucleotides long. RefSeq names its product proline rich 5a (renal) (gene prr5a). The record is from RefSeq and is a predicted model, not a curated record. The coding region runs from base 256 to 1635 and encodes 459 amino acids. Gene Ontology annotation, biological process: TORC2 signaling. Lineage: Eukaryota; Metazoa; Chordata; Actinopteri; Perciformes; Percidae. The transcript is spliced from 11 exons. Gene Ontology annotation, cellular component: TORC2 complex.